GAGCCAAUGGCCGACGUGGUUGCUGCAAAGUCCAUUGCGAAGAGAAAGCUUGAGGGGCUGGGCCUGCGGCGGGCUUUAGGGAGUGGUCCCUGGCUGUGGAGAGAUCUGCUGAUGAGUCCAGCCCCCGGCCGGGUCUCCUCGAGCUGCAAGUAUGCUCCUGGGGUUUCGGAGAGGCCGCAGGAGCCAGUUCAAACACAUCAUCCAUGGCCUUUUACCUGCAGCCAGCAUUGCUCCGAAGGCAGCAGUGCCACGUACACCUCCUCCCCGCAGCCCCAACCCGUCUCCAGAGAGACCAAGAUCUGCUCUGGCAGCAGCCAUUCUGGCGACAACAUUGACUGGGCGGACGGUUGCCAUUCCUCAGCCUCGCCGGAGAUCCCGGUCUGAGAGUGACGUGAGCAGUGUUGAACAAGACAGCUUCAUCGAGCCCUAUGCCACUACCUCAGAGCUGAGGCUUCGACCAAAUUGGCAGAGUGAGAUGGGAAGGAGAUCUUCUUUGCCAUCCUUUGAAACACUGGGCUGUGAGGAAGAAGAGGACAUUGAAACUCAGCUGUCAUCCAGCUGCAAGGAACUGGGGGAUGUCAGUGCCCAGGAGGACAAAGGAGGCCAUGGUGAUGACCUGUACGCUGUGCCACACAGAAAUCAGGUGCCAUUGUUACAUGAGGUGGACAGUGAAGAUGAUGAAAAUGUUUCUGAUCAAGAUGAGUUUCCAGGCUCUCCUCCUACACCACAGCGGAUACAACAAAAAGGAGGAAAUGAGAAUGUUUAGGAUGCGAGUCCAAGAAGUGGUGAAAGAAAAUGAAGAAUUGCACCAAGAGUUAAAUAAGAGUAGUGCUGUUACCAGUGAGGAAUGGCGUCAGCUUCAGACUCAAGCAAAACUGGUUUUAGAGGAAAACAAGUUGUUGCUGGAGCAGCUGGAGAUUCAGCAAAGGAAAGCCAAGGACAGCCACCAGGAGCACCUCCAAGAAGUUUCUAAGCUGACUAAACAACUAAUGCUCCUGGAGACGAAAACCCAGGGCCAGGAAAAGGAGCUGGUGGAGAACAGGGAACAGCUGGAGAUUUUACGUGCCAAAUGCCGAGAACUCAAAACACACUCGGAUGGCAAAAUCGCAGUGGAAGUUCAUAAAUCAAUUGUAAAUGAAUUAAAAAGCCAGUUACAGAAGGAAGAAGAGAAAGAAAGGGCUGAGAUGGAGGAGUUGAUGGAGAAGCUGACAGUCCUGCAAGCGCAGAAGAAGAGCCUGCUGUUAGAGAAGAACAGCUUGACAGAGCAGAACAAAGCACUGGAAGCCGAACUUGAACGAGCACAGAAAAUCAAUAGGAAAUCUCAAAAGAAGAUUGAGGUCCUCAAAAAGCAGGUGGAAAAAGCCAUGGGGAAUGAAAUGUCUGCUCACCAGUACCUGGCAAACCUUGUUGGCCUGGCAGAAAAUAUAACCCAGGAACGUGACAGUCUUAUGUGUUUGGCAAAAUGUUUAGAAAGUGAGAAGGAUGGAGUGCUCAACAAAGUCAUCAAAAGCCACAUUCGCCUGGGAAAGCUGGAGGAAAAAGUCAAGGGCUACAAGAAGCAGGCAGCACUGAAGCUGGGGGACAUCAGUCACCGUCUGCUGGAGCAGCAGGAGGACUUCGCUGGCAAGACAGCCCAGUACCGGCAGGAGAUGCGGCACCUGCACCAGGUGCUGAAGGACAAGCAGGAGGUGCUGGACCAGGCGCUGCAGCAGAACAGAGAAAUGGAAGGUGAACUUGAAGUUAUUUGGGAAUCUACCUUCAGGGAAAACCGAAGAAUCCGAGAACUUCUCCAGGACACACUCGCGAGGACAGGCGUGCGGGACACCCCUAGAGCUCUGGUGGCCCCCAACCUCAAUGGCGUCUCUCAGGCAGACCUGCUGGAUGGCUGUGAUGUCCGCUCCUGUGACCUGAAGACUCCUGCCCCCACCCGCCAGAGUCUGCGGGAGCCCGUGGUGUAGGCUCCUCUGGCCUGAAGGUCUGCCUCACACAGGCCUUCCCUGGAGGGCAGCCCACGGUGGCAGCCAGAGGUGCGUAAGCCCACUGAGCGCUGCGGGGCAGGGAAGAAAUAAAUGGUCUCAUAGUUUAAUCCACGGA
Messenger RNA from Macaca mulatta (Rhesus monkey), 2094 nucleotides. NCBI's taxonomy places the organism in Eukaryota, Metazoa, Chordata, Mammalia, Primates, Cercopithecidae. The record is from RefSeq and is a predicted model, not a curated record.